AUAAAAUACAUAUAUACCUUUCUUCUACAACUUGGCCAAAUAACACCCAGAAUGAGCACGGACAGCAGCAAUAUACAUACACAGGAUAUACAGGUGUUCAACUACCUGGAGGUGAACUUUACGACGAUGGUGACGGCCAUUUCAAUGCUUCUCGCAGUCAAUCAGCUCAUCGCAGAACUCGAGAGACUACAACGAAACCGGCGGAUGAUUAACACGGGAGGCCCAGCCAGAACUGGUUCGGGCAGCGGGUAUGAACAGGGCGACAUGGAUGUGCUGAUGCUUAUGCGGUUGCUUAUGUUGCUUGCAUCUUAUUUGCAUUAAAAGCACAGUUAAAAGGUGACAAAUGUCACAUACAUCCACCUGAGGCAGAACUAGACACACAAACGAUUUAUGUAAUAAUAUUCAACAGACGGCUAUUACCAGUUUCUACUCUGGGCUCUGCUCUCUAUACACUUAGAAUCUUACAAGAUGAGCUUGUUCC
Molecule: messenger RNA, 481 nt
Organism: Yamadazyma tenuis ATCC 10573
Lineage: Eukaryota; Fungi; Ascomycota; Pichiomycetes; Serinales; Debaryomycetaceae
Source: RefSeq, a predicted model, not a curated record